AUGGCGAGUGUAGUGUUACACGGGAAUCUUUCGAUCGAUAUUUUCGACCCGGCGACCACAGAAUGGAAACGAUGGUUGCAGAGAUUCCAAGCAGCGAUCACUAUUUUUCAAGUUCCGGCAGAACAACGGGUACUGUACCUAUUACAUUAUAUCGGGUCCGCCGCUUUCGAUGUGAUUUGUAACAAAAUGGCACCGGCGGAUCCUUACUCAACUACUCUCGAAGAGUUAAUAAAUAACCUAGGAGAGUUCUAUGCGCCGGAACCGUUGGAGAUCGCGGAAAACUUCCGUUUUCACCAAAGAAAACAGAAUGACGGUGAACCGAUUAAGGACUUCGUCGCGGCAUUACAAAAAUUGAGCGUUCACUGUAAGUUUGGUCCAUACUUAAAGACAGCUUUACGAAACCAACUGGUUUUCGGACUGGCAAGUUCACGGGCCCAGUCCCGUCUACUGGAGACUAAGGACCUCACUUUUGAUAAGGCGGUCCAGGUUGCCACCGCUAUGGAGUUAUCGGAGAAAGAUUCACGCCAGCUACAAUCGAAGACGGCCGAAAUAGAGUACGUGGGCCCGAAGGACCGCAAGCCGGAACAACGGGGACCGCGGAAGAAGAAAUUCACCUCGGGAAAGCCCGCGAAAGAGAAGAUUGAAGCGCACAAAACGAAUGUCGGUAAACUACGUACAGGCCAUUCGAGUACGUCCGUGAAUGCUAAUAUAUCUUGUUACAGAUGCGGUAGAAACCACCUAGCUAGCAAAUGCACUUUAGACAGGAAUAUCAAAUGCAAUUUUUGCGGUACACCAGGCCACUUGCGCAAGGUCUGUAUGGGGGCGAAGCGCGCCUCAGCGAACCAGGUCGAGGAAGUAUUGCAGGUGGAGCAUUGCGAACAUAGGGGCAAAUUUUUCAAAACGCUCGUAGUAGAUGGAAAGCCUUUGCGUUUUGAGAUAGAUAGCGGGGCAGCGGUUUCUAUUGUAAGUACUAGCACUGUUCAAAGAUUAUUUCCCCGCCGUCGGCUUAAACAGACGACCAUACAAUUGAUGACCUUCUGUAAAACACCUAUCCAAGUAAUCGGCGUGCUUCCGGUAUCGGUGACGUGGCGCGACGACAUACUUACGUUAAAUCUAUACGUCUCUGAGGUCGAUCGCGAGCCUUUGUUAGGUCGCGAAUGGAUACGUCAGCUACACCUAUUUCAUUUAGUAGAUUCGAUAAACAUGACCCAAGUCAUUGAAAACAGUACACGAAGUAAAAUCGAACGACUGUUAGAUUGCUACAAAAAGAAAUUAGACCCGAGUCUUACAAAGAUACGAGGCUUACAAGCCAGUUUAACUACAAAGGAAAAUAUCAAUCCUAUCUUCCUAAAAGCACGUACAGUACCCUUUAAACUAGUACCCUUAGUGGAACAAGAAUUACAAACACUGGUAGAGGACGGGAUUUUAGAAAAGGUCAAUACGUCGCGUUGGGCUACACCUAUUGUGCCCGUAUUAAAGAAAAACAACAAAAUACGUAUUUGCGGAGAUUUCAGCGUCACGAUAAAUCCUAAUUUAUUGACCGAUAAAUAUCCGCUCCCCACCGUCGACGAGUUAUUUGCGUCCAUGGCCGGGGGCACAAAAUUUACAAAGAUUGACCUACAACAGGCUUAUUUACAAUUAGAAGUUCGGGAAGAAGAUCGCGAAUUGUUGACAUUGAAUACACAUAAAGGUCUGUUUAGAAGCACAAGGCUAAUGUACGGGAUCGCGUCGGCGCCAGCUAUUUGGCAGCGUGAAAUUGAAAAUAUCUUAGGGGACAUACCGGGUGUGUCUGUUUUUCUUGAUGACAUCAAAAUCACAGGACCUGAUGAAAACACUCACAUGUGCCGUUUAGAACAAGUACUCUCACGUUUAGCAGACGCAAACAUACGAAUUAAUGAAGAAAAGAGCGAAUUUUUUAAAGACAGCAUACUUUACUGCGGUUACAAGAUCAACAAAAGCGGAAUACAUAAGAUAACCGAGAAAACCCAAGCCAUUGAUAAUAUGCCACCGCCACAAAACGUAACCGAAUUGCGCUCCUUUCUGGGGAUGGGCUAUACCUUCGACAUUAAGUACAAAAAUACGCGACAACAUUGCAACGCUGAUUGUCUAUCUCGCCUACCAGUUCCAAUGAUACCUAACAUAGAGCGCGACGUGGUCGACGUCUACGAGAUGGAAAUAUUGCAGAACACACCCGUGUCUACAGACAAAUUAGUACAAGCGACCGCAGCAGAUACACAAUUACAAAAAAUACUCAGAGCGCUACGCGAGAACAAAGAAAUACCGGCUAAAUUGCGUUUCAAUAUUAAUCAAGCGGCCUUUAGUAUACAGCAGGAAGUGGGGGAGAGUGUGCAAUGCCGAAACUACAGUGGAAACGUCAAAUGGAAACACGGAAAGAUCAUUCACCGCCUGGGUAAAUUACACUAUAAAAUAGAACUGGAUGAUGGCAGAGUCUGGGAACGCCACGUAAACCAAUUGCUGCGAUCAGGAGAAUUUUGGGACCACCCCGACGAACCGCAAACAAAAAGGGAACCAAACGUCCCGGAAACACCGGAGGAAACGGAAAUACAACACACCCAUAGCGGCGCCGAACAACCACGACCACCGGAAGUGCAUCAAUCUCCAGAGAGAGCAGAAGUAUCCGUCCAGAACCAGGCAGGAGACGUCGGACGCCCAGUACGCAUGAGGAAGCCACCGGAAAGAUAUACGGACACUGUAUACUAUCGGAAGUAUCGUUGGAUUAAAAACGGAAAAAACUUUGAAUGGCCGGCGUAUGACGAUCGCAUUUCUCAACAGCCUGGUCGAGGUACCUUAGUGAUUUCAAGACCAAGGGACGAAGAUCUAGGACAGUAUCAAUGUUUUGCGGAGAAUGAAUGGGGUAUAGCCACAUCGAAUUCGGUGUUUGUUCGAAAGGCUGAAUUGAAUUCUUUCAAGGGAAAUCCGAUAACUCAGAAUGCAAAUGAGGGUUCCCCCUUCAAACUUACCUGCCAACCACCAGAUGGCUGGCCUAAGCCGAACGUUUACUGGCUAAUUCAGGAUGUUAGCGGUGGUAUCAAGUCAAUCAAUAAUUCCAGGAUGACUCUGGACCCGGAGGGUAAUCUCUGGUUCAGCAAUGUCACGAAGUACGAUGCCUCGGAAGAGUUUUACUACGCCUGUGCCGCCACAUCUGUGUUCAGAAACGAAUACAAAUUAGGCAAUAAGGUUUUGCUAAACGUAAUUUCUACAGGUGCAUCCACCGGCCAGAACAAGUAUCCCCCCGAGAGACAAUAUGUCAGCAGGAAAAACGAGGUCGCUCUGCGCGGUAAGAAAGUAGAGCUGUACUGUAUAUUUGGUGGAACGCCUUUGCCGCAGAUCGUUUGGAGCAAAAACGGUCAACUGAUCAGUCCGAGCGACAGAGUAACUCAAGGGAACUACGGCAAGUCUCUUGUCUUAAAACAUGUCAAUUUCGAGGAUGAAGGAACCUACACUUGCGAGGCGUCGAACGGAGUGGGCGCUGCCCAGUCGUAUUCGAUAAACUUAAACGUGAUGGCUGUACCGUAUUUCACGGUCGAGCCGGAAUUCGUGAACGCCGCGGAGGACGAGACCGUGGAAAUUAGAUGCGAGGCCAGCGGAGUGCCCGUUCCCGAGAUCAAGUGGAUACACAAUGGCAAACCGAUAUCCGAGGCACCGCCGAAUAACAGACGGCGAGUCACGCCGAAUUCUAUCAUCAUCGAGAAGCUGGUGAAGAAGGACACGGGCAAUUAUGGAUGUAACGCCACCAACUCGUUGGGAUACGUUUACAAAGACGUUUACGUGAACGUGCUGGCGCUCGAUCCGGACAUCACGCAACCGCCCAUGGAUAUGAGUACGGUCGAUGGCAAGACCGUGCGGGUCACAUGUCGCGUUUUCGGCGCGCCCAAACCUGAGGUCAAGUGGAUCAGGAACGGACAGGAAUUGACUGGCGGUCGAUACAAGACUUUAGACUCGGGCGAUUUGGAAAUUGAAAAUGUGAUAUUCUUGGACGCGGGUACUUACACGUGUCACGCCUCCAAUAAAUUCGGCGAGGUAAAGGCGUCUGCCGUUUUAGUCGUGAAGGAACACACUAGAAUAACGGACGAGCCGGAGGAUUACGAAGUCGCGGCGGGCUCCACUGCCACAUUCAGGUGCAAUGCUGUUACUGAUCCCAGUCUACCUCUGGUUAUAGACUGGUUGAGUAAUGGUGAACCGAUAGACUUUGAGAUGGAACCCAGAUUUAUACGGAGCUCCGAUUAUUCUUUGAUGAUCACAAAGACGACCGAAUUAGAUUCCGGUACUUAUACUUGCGUUGCGCACACCGAACUGGACGAAGCGAGAGCGCAGGCGACGCUGAUAGUUCAGGAUGUACCUAAUUCACCGAGAUUAGUUGGUAUCACGUGCACGUCGAAGGAAGCCAUUGUUCAAUGGAUACCCAUGGGCGAUAACAGAGCACCCAUUCUGCGCUACACCAUUCAAUACAACACUAGUUUUACGCCGGAUACUUGGGAGAUAUCCAAAGAUUUUGUUCCCGCCACCGAGCAGAGAUAUUCAGUGCCCAUGUCACCGUGGGCUAAUUACACAUACCGCGUUCUCGCAUGGAAUAAGAUAGGUCCAUCUCUACCAUCACCACAUAGUGACGUUUGUACCACCUUACCGGAUGUCCCUUAUAAAAAUCCGGACAAUGUCAUGGGCAAAGGCAACACACCGCAAAAUUUGGUUAUCUCGUGGACGACUAUGCCGCAAGUAGAGCAUAAUGCUCCCAGAUUUAUGUACCGAGUGUAUUAUAAGAGAGAUAUACCCGGUGAGAAAUGGACUAUUCAAGAUAUAAACGAUUGGAGAAAAAACAAGUUGCUAGUGGAAAAUCAACCUACAUACCAGAGAUACAAGCUUAAAGUCAUCGCAAUAAACGAGAAGGGAGAGAGUAGAGCAUCGGCUGAGGAAAUUACCGGAUAUUCUGGGGAAGACAUACCUCAGCAAGCGCCAGGUAAUUUUACACUAAAUCAAGUAAAAUCGAGCACGACCGCUCAACUGUCGUGGAGUCAGGUGCCGGAAGAAUCGGUGAGGGGCGAGUUGCAAGGAUACAAAAUUCAGACGUGGACGGAUAAGGACGGCGAGAAAGGAAUGCGCGAGAUCGACAUUCGCGGCGGCAACAAGACGCAUGCGCUGGUCACAAAGUUUGUUCCGUACAGCAGGAAUAACGUGAGAAUACUCGCUUACAAUGGCAGAUACGCCGGUCCUCCGUCCGAGACUUUGAGCUUCGAGACACCGGAAGGAGUUCCCGGAACGGUACUUAGUUUUGAAGCAUUUCCCAUAGGAUCCAGCGCUCUGUUCCUUGUGUGGACGCGGCCCGCGGAACCGAACGGCAUCUUAACCGGAUAUAGGAUCUAUUAUCAGGUUGUGAAUGGCACGAAAUUAGGAACUCUUCUCGAGAGAAAACCGCAUGUUAUGAAUCCAGACGACACGACCGCCAAAUUACCUGGGUUAGCGCCUGACACGAUAUACCGCGUUCACAUACGUGCCACAACCAAAAUUGGCGAAGGCAAUGACUAUUUCAUUGAACAAAAGACACGAACGUCUAAAAAACCUGACGUCCCGCAAUUUACAUGGGAAACUGUACCAACGGAAAAUGGAUAUGCAAACGUGAGAGUAAUUUGGGUACCGAAUCUGAACGGCAAUCCGGGAAGUCAUUUUUAUGUUAAACACAAGCUCAAGGGCGAAACGAUAUCUACGGAGACUGAUCCCGAAUUUCUAUCGAACGGUAUUGAGUUGCGUGGUCUUCAAAGCGGUGAAGUCUAUGUGAUGUCGGUUGUUGCUGUCGACGGAGAUUACGUGACUGAAAGCGCUUCUCAAGAAGUGGAGACGAGCAGUGAAGGGCCCAUUAUUCAACCGAAGGAAAAUGUCGCAACGGCUGGUUGGUUCAUAGGAAUGAUGCUGGCGAUCGCUAUCCUCCUCCUAGUGCUGAUAAUCGUUUGCGUGAUUAAACGAAACAGAGGUGGAAAGUACGCGGUGCAUGAGCGAGAAUUGGCCGCUGGACGUGGCGAUUAUCCCGAGGAGGGCGGAUUCCAUGAAUAUUCACAACCACUGGACACCAAAUCGGCUGGUGGACGCGCGUCCUUAGCAUCAUCUUCUCAUCAGGAUGGCAAACAUCCUGAAUCGGACACGGACUCCAUGGCGGAGUACGGUGACGGUGAUACAGGUCGCUUCACUGAAGAUGGAUCCUUCAUCGGGCAAUACGGACCUAAAGGUAGGCCAGAGGAGACACCACCAAUUCCGACUGGCACUAUGGCCACGUAUGUGUAACAUCUACAGCUAUGUUAAUCAAAGUCGCAUAAAAAAAGGAAAAAAAGGAAAAAAAAACGUUUUCUCGUUACGGUUAAGGAUCAGAGCCCGAUCCUUGGCUACUGCAGCAGCUCUGCUAUGCACCUUGCGCUGGGCGCAAUGUCCAACACUAUACUGCCAAUUAGACUCUGGGGAUUUGGGUUUUAUAGUUCCUAUAGAGUAAACCGUGACUGUCUUUCACACUCAUUUACACAUUUAUAGAUUUCCGAUGCGCAAUAAUCGGAUACGAGUUUUGAGUUUCUGAAAUAUUCAAAAACAUUCCAUAUAUAUUUUUUCGCUUUUUAGCAUUUUUGAACGUGUAACAAAAGUAAGUCAAUUUUUGUUACGAAUAUUUUUUUCUUCAUUCCAUUGUCAAGAGUGCUGAUAAUUUGCAAUACACAAGGGCAUAUCUCUAUUUGAAUGAUAAAACCCAGAAACUGUAGGUGUUUCAUAGCGUGCAAGCUAUUUAUGGAAAUAGUAUCGUAGAAACUAUUCUAGCAUUGAUCGUAAUAUUUGACAGAGCCAGAUUGAGUUGGACACGCCGAUUGGUGACAAGGUAUACGAAUUGUUCCAGACUUGUGACAUACUUUUAAGACUGCAUGUAGUAUCCAAUGUCAACAUGACGCGCGUUGAUUUCUAAAUUUAUUACGACGUACAUAUAUAUAAAUUUUUUAACUUAGUAUCGAGUAUUAUAAUUGAAAAAAAAUUUGGAAAUUGCUUUUGCUAAAAGUAAACAUUAUUGCUUAUUCAAUACAAGUAUUUGCACAUCUCUCAUUUUUCAAGUCAUUUAUUGCGUUGUUACUUACAUUUAUGUUUAUAAAUUUUUUUCUAAAUUAUCAGAUUACUCUUGAAAAAUGCUUUAUAGCGUCCACUUGAAUUGUAUCCAUAAGAAGAGAUUGGACAAUAUUGAAAUAAUUCAGAUUAACAUAAUUUUCUACCGUACAUAUAGAAUACAAAAUUAUUAGGGAUAAACGUAUAAGAGUAAAUAAAAAUAUUUCUUUCUCUUUUACGAGAGUUAAAUACUUGUAUCGAUAGCCAAUAAAAAUUAUUUUUAAUAGAAAUUCUUUUAUUCUAGUAAUAUAUUAUAUUCGAGUAACUGUAAUAUAUAUAUAUAUCGAAAUGUAUUCACAAAGUGUUAAAUCUUAGUGCCUAUAUUGGACUUGAAAAUAUUUAUGAUAAUGAAAUUAUUAAAUUUCUAAAACGUAAGUGACAUUCAUGCUUUAAAUGAGACACAUUAAUUGAAAUUUUCGCGAUAAAUGCUUUUAUUCUAAUAAAGCUUUAUUGUGAAAUUGGUGCACAAUGGAAUUAGAAAGUGUUUACGGCAAAUUUUUACCAUUUUAUAUUGUAUAAAUAAAGCGAAUAUACAAUAUAUAUAUGAUUUAGAUUAAAAAGAUCGUAUAUUAACUAAAGAUUUUGUAACGAAAAUAAAUCAAAAUGAUUUAAAACGCACGUUACAUGACAGAGUGAAUGAUACUAUACAUUUACAUGCAAUCUUGAAAAUGACAAACAAUAAAAAAGAUAGUGUCGCAA
Messenger RNA from Nylanderia fulva, 7839 nucleotides. The record is from RefSeq and is a predicted model, not a curated record. NCBI's taxonomy places the organism in Eukaryota, Metazoa, Arthropoda, Insecta, Hymenoptera, Formicidae.